Messenger RNA from Hyaloscypha bicolor E, 421 nucleotides. RefSeq lists its product as uncharacterized. The record is from RefSeq and is a predicted model, not a curated record. The transcript has a single exon. Bases 95 to 307 code for a protein of 70 amino acids. NCBI's taxonomy places the organism in Eukaryota, Fungi, Ascomycota, Leotiomycetes, Helotiales, Hyaloscyphaceae.
AAAACACACGUACCUCGACCGCUCGCUGUAAAUUCUCCGUCUGGAACACUACAGGUUGCAGUCGCAGACCCCUUUCCGAAACGUCCUUCUGGUUAUGUGCCUCAAACUCCACAAUCAUCGCCUGAUUUGUUUGCUUCAAGUCUUCCUGGCUCAUGUGUACACCCGGAUUCUCGAUUUUCUCCUUGCCCCCUUUUAUAAUUGGAUGGUCGUAGCCUCUUGCUUGGAACAAAGUGUUCUGAAGUCCAUCCAUGACCUCCACUCUCACGCCACUCCCAGCAUUGGCUUUCAACCACCGUCGACACUCUAACUCGAUGUCAUUGAGAUGGUUUUGAUAUUGUUCCUUCAACUCCUGCUUGUAUUUCUUCAACGCUUUGACGAGAAGUUCCUUGUACUGGUUGAAUACUUUAGGGUUUUGGGCUAG